UUUCUUUCCUUUUUUCUACAAAAAUGCCUCAUUCAUUUCUACUAAGACUCUCUUUCAUUGGGUUCUGUGUGUUUGUGUUUUGGGGUCAGUGUCUCUGGCUUGGAAUAUUAUAUGCAAGAGGGUGUGUGAACUAGUUUCACGCCUACAUAGCAUGAUUAUUGGUUAGAGUUCUCUUGUUUUUUUUAAUGUGAUCCUCAGUACACAAAAGUGUGAAACAAGGCCAAGUAUUGGAGGGGUGUAGGGUGAGAGUGAAAGCGAGGUGGUGAGGGAUGUGGUAGCUCUUUGAAAUUUGAGCUAUUUCCCCAUCUUUUGAGACCCAUGCUUGUGUGUUGAGCUUGGAAAGUUUCAUUUUUUUUUUGUUUUAAUUCUGGGUUACUUGUCUCUCUUUCUCUCUCUCUCUCUCUCUCUCUCUCUCUCUCUCCCUCUCUCUCUAUUGAUUUCUUUUUGUUUUGGUGAUUUUUGAUGAAGUGCGUUUUGCUUGUUAGGAGAGAGAAAGAGAGGGAAUUGGCCAAUCCUUCAUUAUGCUUAGUGUGUUUGUGCUUGCCCUUUCUCAUGUUUUGAAUCACGCAAAACAAUGCUGUGAUGAUGCUUUUACAUGGAGUUUUGUUCUGUGAUCCCUUUUCUUUUCUAGCACCAACAGAGAAAAGUGUCUGCAAUUUCGUCAUAACUUUAAAGAAAGCUAACUCUACUAUGUGAGCACUAACUAUAAAUUUCUCUUCUUGGGGCUUCUCUAAGGCAGAAGGUGAGCAAGGGAACAUAACAGCCCAGGGAAACUAGGGAGAGUGUGAAUUACUUGCUGAUGGGUCUUAGUUUGAAGAUGCAGAGCCACCAUCCUGUGGCUUUGAGGUUACAUGAUCAAAUGGGGUCUAAGAGAAAGUACACAUUCAUUCAGGCUCAUAGAGCUUGGCUUCCAAAGUUUCUGCUGCUGUGGAUCCUGCUAAUGGCUUUGAUCAGUUGGUGCAUCUAUAGCAAAAUGGAUGAUGACACUAAAGUCCGAAGGAAAGAGGUUUUGGGUAGCCUCUGUGAUCAAAGGGCAAGAAUGUUGCAAGACCAGUUUAGUGUUAGUGUUAACCAUGUCCAUGCCCUUGCCAUCCUUGUUUCAACCUUCCAUUACUACAGAUACCCUUCUGCCAUUGACCAGGAAACCUUUGCUGAGUACACUGCCCGGACAGCAUUUGAACGGCCGUUACUGAGUGGUGUGGCCUAUGCGCAAAGAGUUGUUAACUCUGAGAGGGAGAGAUUUGAGAAAGAACAUGGAUGGGUUAUAAAAACAAUGGAAAGAAAGUCUUCACUGGUUAGAGAUGAGUAUGCACCGGUGAUAUUCGCGCAAGAAACUGUCUCAUAUCUUGAGUCUCUUGAUAUGAUGUCUGGGGAGGAGGACCGAGAAAACAUUUUAAGGGCUAGAGCCACUGGGAAGGCGGUUCUGACUAGUCCUUUCAGUCUUUUGGGUUCUCACCAUCUCGGUGUGGUUUUAACAUUCCCUGUGUACAAAUCUAAGCUCCCUCAGAAGCCAACAGUGGAAGAACGCAUUGAAGCAACUGCAGGAUAUGUUGGAGGAUCCUUUGAUGUUGAGUCCCUUGUAAAGAAUUUACUUGGGCAACUUGAUGGUAACCAAGCAAUUUUGGUGAAUGUAUAUGAUAUUACAAACUAUACUAAUCCCCUAGUCAUGUAUGGGAACCUAUAUGAAGAAGGCGAUAUGUCUCUUGUGCAUGAAAGCAAGCUUGAUUUUGGAGAUCCAUACAGGAAACAUCAGAUGAUAUGUAGGUACCAUCAGAAGGCACCGACAAACUGGAUAGCUCUUACCACGGCAUUCCUAUUCUUUGUGAUUCUUUUUUUAGUGGGUUACAUUUUAUAUGGUGCUGGAAACCAUAUUGUCAAAGUUGAAGAUGAUUUCCAUGCAAUGGAGGAAUUGAAAGUCCGAGCAGAAGCAGCUGAUAUUGCCAAGUCCCAGUUUCUAGCUACGGUCUCUCAUGAAAUUAGAACACCCAUGAAUGGUAUUUUAGGAAUGCUUGCUCUGCUUCUAGAUACAGAAUUGAGUUCAACCCAACGAGAUUAUGCUCAGACUGCUCAAGCAUGUGGAAAGGCACUCAUAACAUUAAUAAAUGAGGUGCUUGACCGUGCUAAAAUUGAAGCUGGCAAGCUAGAGCUGGAGGCUGUUCCAUUUGAUCUUCGUUCCAUAAUUGAUGAUGUUCUUUCUCUUUUUUCUGAGAAAUCUAGACACAAAGGUUUAGAGCUGGCUGUGUUUGUUUCUGACAAAGUUCCGGAUAUUGUCAUGGGAGAUCCUGGGAGAUUCAGACAAAUAAUAACAAAUCUUGUUGGCAACUCUGUUAAAUUUACUGAACAAGGGCAUAUAUUUGUUAAAGUUCAUCUAGCAGACAAUCGAAAGUCCAUAAUGAAUGGAAAACACGAUACUUUUCUAAAUGGAGAAUCAGAUGAAGUUUUCCAUAUAUCUGGUGAUUAUCAUUUCAAAACCUUAAGUGGAUGUGAAGCUGCCGAUGAACGGAAUAGUUGGGAUAAUUUUAAGCAUCUAAUCGCUGACGAAGAAUAUGGCCUUGAUUCUUCUAGAGAAACAAUGGCUGCUUGUGAAUCUUCUGAGCAAGUCACCUUGAGGGUGUGCGUGGAGGACACUGGAAUUGGAAUUCCUUUCUCAGCUCAGGAUGGGAUAUUCAUGCCAUUUGUGCAGGCUGACAGCUCAACCUCACGAAAUUAUGGGGGUACUGGUAUUGGCUUGAGUAUCAGUAAAUGUCUGGUUGAGCUAAUGGGUGGUCAGAUAAACUUCAUAAGUCGACCCCAGGUUGGGAGCACCUUUUCUUUUACUGCAGUUUGUGAAGCAUUUAAGAAAAGUUCAGUUACCAACAAGAAGAAAAAUUUGGAAGAUCUGCCUUCAAGUUUUAGAGGGAUGAAAGUCAUUGUGGUUGAUGGGAAGCCUGUUAGAGCUGCUGUGACUAGAUACCAUUUGAAGAGACUAGGGAUACUAGUUAAAGUUGCAAAUAGGAUCAGUAAGGCUGUUGCUUUAUGUGGUAAGAGUGGUUCUUUGAAAUCGGGAAUGUUCCAGCCUGAUAUUAUCAUGGUUGAGAAGGACACAUGGAUAACUGGAGAGGAUGGCAUUUUCAAUACAUGGAAACAUAAUGGUCGUACGAUUAAGAUGCCUAAAAUGAUCCUUCUGGCAACCAAUAUUAGUAAUGCCGAAUUUGAUAAAGCUAAGUUCACGGGUUUCACUGAUACUGUGAUCAUGAAGCCUCUGAGAGCUAGUAUGGUGGCUGCUUGUCUUCAGCAAGUUUUGGGUAUGGGGAAGAAGAGGCAGCUAGGGAAAGACAUGCCUAAUGGUUUUCUACAUAGCCUUCUCUAUGGAAAGAAAAUUUUGGUGGUUGAUGACAAUGGGGUAAACCGGAGGGUUGCAGCAGGUGCACUAAAGAAGUUUGGAGCUGAUGUGAAGUGUGCUGAAAGUGGCAAAGUCGCCCUUGAAAUGCUGCAAUUGCCUCACAAUUUUGAUGCUUGCUUCAUGGACAUCCAAAUGCCAGAAAUGGACGGAUUUGAAGCAACUAGUAGAAUUCGGAUGAUGGAGAGCAAGGCAAAUGAGGAGAUGAAUGGCAGUGAGUGGCAUGUACCUAUACUGGCCAUGACAGCUGAUGUGAUCCUUGCUACGUACGACAAGUGCGUGAAAUGUGGCAUGGAUGGAUACGUCUCAAAGCCAUUUGAGGAAGAGAAUCUGUAUCAGGAAGUUGCAAAGUUUUUCAAAUCCAAGACCAUCUCAGACUCAUGACAAUGUGCUUUGAACUUGGCAACCAACUAGAAGAUUGAUUGGAGACAACACAUUUUAGUUUUUUUAUUUUAUCAUUACUAGCACUUUCACAUGUCACUUGUAACUAGUUACUUAUGCAUGCUCUCAUGCCUAGAGUAAUGCUUGUUUUCCUAACAUCUUUGAGUUGAGUUCGUUGAGGGAUCCUUACAAUUACCAACCGGCUGCGUUUGGCAUUAUUAGAGUAAAUGGUAUACCACGCUACACCCCCCAAUUGUGUACAGAUUUUGGGUAAGGGAUGAGUGAAAUUAUGUAAAUUCAAUGUUUUUCCCCAUCUCGUUACUUCCCCAUCAGAAGGUUUUUAUAGCAAUAGCUUUUUGUGUAAAGGCAUCUUGUAUUGUAAUAGAUUUGGUCAUUAUGUUAAAAAAUGCAUGCUUAUGUGUAGUGUAGCA
Glycine soja is the source of this 4191-nucleotide messenger RNA. RefSeq names its product histidine kinase 4-like. Bases 800 to 3763 code for a protein of 987 amino acids. Lineage: Eukaryota; Viridiplantae; Streptophyta; Magnoliopsida; Fabales; Fabaceae. The record is from RefSeq and is a predicted model, not a curated record. The transcript is spliced from 11 exons. Gene Ontology annotation, molecular function: phosphorelay sensor kinase activity. Gene Ontology annotation, biological process: phosphorylation; phosphorelay signal transduction system.